AUGGCAUCAUCAGGCGUGCUGGCAAGCCAUGCGGUACAAGAUCGUACCGUUGUGGUACGGUUUGCGGUGGAAGGAAUGAAUGACCUGCCCUUGAACGUGAGUAAUGUUGAUUUAGAAACGGUGACUGUCCCAUGGUUAAGACGCAUGUGUAGACAGCUACGAGGUCAACAUACGGAAAACAAAAGGCUCAGGUUCAUCAAAAACGGUCGUUUCUUAACGGCGCACACAGAUCUGCAGCUUAGACGGUAUUUCGAAACGUCUGAAGAGCCCGUAUUUUAUGUGCAAUGUAUUGUGGGACAAGAAAUGACGGCCCAGGAGGCCGCAAAUGAGGAUUCGCUGGACGAAGCCCAGCCAAUCGCAGAGGGUACCACUACACAGGCCAUAGGGUUCGAUCGACUGCGGUCAGUCGGCUUCAGUGACGAGGAGAUUGAGCUUCUGCGACAACGGUUCCAAAGCACGUACGGAGACCUCGAAAAUCUGACGCAAACUGCAGAUGGGGUACAAGAUAUUCGUCAGCUCGAAGAACAGUGGAUGGAGACUGGUGCUAACGAUGACACUUCGCAAAUGGGUGCGGUGGGCAUUGCUAACUACAAACACAAUACAGACUUGCUGAUAGGACUUGUUGUUGGGUUUGUGCUUGGGGUCGCCAGUUUUUUGUUGAUGACCCAGGAAGGUUUGUUCAACAAGCGCCAGAGGAUGGCUAUUGUGGGAGGAUUGAUGAUCAACGUUUGUUUUGGUUUGACGCUCGGGUUCUCAAGGGGCUAG
Lachancea meyersii CBS 8951 is the source of this 765-nucleotide messenger RNA. The record is from the annotation of a GenBank genome assembly. Lineage: Eukaryota; Fungi; Ascomycota; Saccharomycetes; Saccharomycetales; Saccharomycetaceae.